CUCCCUCUCUCCCCUCCUCUCUCUGUAUAAAGAGAUGAGCGCAGGAAGGGGCAACAGACGAGUGCGACAGUGUCUCUAUUAGCGCUUAGCUCACACACACCUUCUUCAAUAGAGAUCAGGAAAGAGGAACGGUCUCGCGUCCUUGCUGCCUGUGCUUUGCGGAUGUUUUAGUCUAAAUGGACGAUUCGAGCGAAGGGGAGCAUGUGCUUACGGGUCUAGAUGAGGAGGCAUUAGUGGACCAUGGAAAGAGCAGCUUCACUACUCACACAAACUAUGAAAAGGAGGAUUUGGACAGCCACAGAGCUGUGUAUGUAGGCGUCCACGUUCCUCUUGGAAGGGAGAGCAAACGGAGGCAUCGCCAUCGAGGACACAGACACCACCGAAAGAAGAAAGAGAGAGACUCUGAGGAGGGGAAGGACGAUGGCAGGGAAUCCCCCACUGACACACCAUCCCAGCGGGUCCAGUUCAUCCUGGGAACAGAGGACGAUGACCUCGAGCACGUCCCUCAUGACCUCUUCACUGAGCUGGACGAACUGUCCUUCAGAGACGGCAGUGCCACCGAGUGGAAGGAAACUGCCAGGUGGUUGAAAUUUGAAGAAGAUGUGGAAGAUGGUGGGGAGAGGUGGAGUAAGCCCUAUGUGGCUACGUUGUCACUACACAGCUUAUUUGAACUGCGUAGCUGCAUACUCAACGGCACGGUCAUGCUGGAUAUGAGAGCCAACAGUAUCGAAGAAAUUGCAGACAUGCUGAUAGACAGCAUGGUGGCGUCAGGCCAGCUGAAGGAGGAUUUGCGCUACAAGGUGCGGGAAGCCAUGCUGAAGAAACACCACCACCAGAAUGAGAGAAAGCUUAGCAAUCGCAUCCCUCUGGUGCGCUCCAUUGCUGACAUAGGCAAGAAACAUUCUGACCCACUCUUGCUUGAAAGAAACGGAGAGGGCCUGUCCUCUUCACGUCUCUCUCUCCACAAGGCAGGGUCAGCCUCUUCUGUCACCAACCUCUCCCAGAGACGAGAGUCCAGAGUCUCCAUCCUGCUCAACCAUCUCCUACCCUCCUCUUCCUCCAACACUGGGCUCGCCCCAGGCACCCCGCUCCUCACCACCCCUCAAAAUACCCCUAUUGCCUCCCGGCACUCUUCCCAAACCCAGCGCGCAGGCCUUGGCCCUCAAGACAUCCCCGAAGUUGUGGUAUCACCUCCCGAGGAUGACGACCAUCCACACUCUGCUGAAGAAAAGACAGCGUCACCAGACCUCUGCCGUCGAGCAUCCUCGGCAUCCCGGGGCUUUGAACUGAUGCCCUUAGAAGGACCACUGGUGUCUCCCAACUCUGUCCCCAACAACCUGGAUGGCAACAAGGCUGUGGAGAGGAGACCGUCCAAAGUAGGGGUCAGUAGAGAGGGCAGCAGUGUCGACUUCAGCAAGGUGGACAUGAACUUCAUGAAAAAGAUUCCUCCGGGUGCUGAAGCCUCCAAUGUACUUGUUGGCGAAGUGGACUUCCUGGAGAAGCCCAUAAUUGCUUUUGUACGACUGUCCCCUGCAGUCCUCAUCACAGGCCUCACUGAAGUGCCUGUGCCCACGAGGUUUCUAUUCCUGCUUUUAGGUCCUCAUGGCAAAGGGCCUCAGUACCAUGAGAUUGGCAGGUCCAUGGCCACACUAAUGACAGAUGAGAUUUUCCACGACGUGGCAUACAAGGCCAAAGACCGAACGGAUCUGCUCUCGGGGAUAGACGAGUUCCUGGAUCAGGUGACUGUCCUGCCUCCUGGAGAAUGGGACCCCACAAUCCGUAUUGAACCCCCGAAGAAUGUCCCCUCUCAGAUGAAGAGGAAGAGACCUCCACAACCCAACGGCACUGCGUCUCCAGCUGGAGAGAUGGAGAAGGAAGAUGAGCACAACACAGGGCCAGAGCUGCAGAGGACGGGGAGGAUAUUUGGAGGUCUGUUCCUGGACGUCAAGCGGAAGCUCCCGUUCUACUGGAGCGACAUCAGAGACUCCCUCAAUCUGCAGUGUCUGGCCUCCGUCCUGUUCCUCUACUGCGCCUGCAUGUCCCCUGUCAUCACAUUCGGAGGUCUGCUAGGCGAGGCAACAAAAGGCAGCAUAAGUGCCAUAGAGUCUCUGUUUGGGGCGUCACUUACAGGAGUGGCAUACUCCCUCUUCGCAGGCCAGCCCCUCACUAUUCUUGGCAGCACAGGCCCUGUUUUAGUGUUUGAGAAGAUCCUCUUCAAGUUCUGCACUGAGUACAACCUGAACUACCUGUCCCUGCGGACCAGCAUUGGUCUGUGGACGGCCUUCUUGUGUCUGGUGCUGGUGGCCACAGAUGCUAGCUCCCUGGUGUGCUACAUCACCAGAUUCACAGAGGAGGCCUUCGCUGCCCUCAUCUGCAUCAUCUUCAUCUACGAGGCUCUGGAGAAGCUCUUUCACCUGGCAGAACACUUCCCGGUCAACAUGCAAAACAACCUGGACGAUCUUACCCUGUAUUCGUGCGAGUGCUAUCCACCGGUCAACGCCACGGAUCUGCUCGUGGAGGAGUGGAACCAGACGGGAUACACCCUGGACUCUAUCCCAUGGAGCAGCCUCAACGUAACGAUGUGUCACACACUCCAUGGAGAGUUUAUAGGUUCUGCCUGCGGUCAUCACGGGCCCUACAUCCCAGACGUUCUGUUCUGGUCCAUCAUCCUCUUCUUCACCACCUUCUUCCUGUCCGGCUUUCUUAAGCAGUUCAAGACAGAGAGAUAUUUCCCAACCAGGGUGCGAUCCACCAUCAGCGACUUUGCUGUGUUUAUAACCAUCAUGGUCAUGGUGCUGGUGGACUAUCUCAUGGGGAUCCCCUCUCCUAAACUUAAAGUCCCAGACCGCUUUGAGCCUACUUCAAAGAACAGAGGCUGGCUAAUGGACCCGUUAGGAGAGAAUCCCUGGUGGACAUUGCUGGUGGCGGCACUUCCCGCUCUGCUCUGCACCAUCCUCAUCUUUAUGGACCAACAGAUCACUGCAGUCAUCAUCAACCGCAAGGAGCACAAGCUGAAGAAAGGCUGUGGCUAUCACCUGGAUUUGCUGAUAGUGGCAAUAAUGCUGGGUGUGUGUUCCAUCAUGGGCCUGCCAUGGUUCGUGGCUGCCACCGUCCUUUCCAUCUCCCACGUUAACAGCCUGAAGGUGGAGUCUGGCUGCUCCGCUCCAGGAGAGCAGCCCAAGUUCCUGGGCAUUCGGGAGCAGCGGGUCACUGGAUUCAUGAUCUUUGUGCUCAUGGGUUGUUCUGUUUUUAUGACAUCGGCACUCAAGUUUAUUCCAAUGCCAGUCCUAUAUGGAGUCUUUCUCUACAUGGGUGUCUCUUCCCUCAAAGGAAUUCAAUUCUUUGACAGAAUAAAGCUGUUUGGCAUGCCGGCCAAGCACCAGCCUGACCUGAUCUAUCUGCGCUACGUGCCGCUGUGGAAGGUCCACAUCUUCACCCUGGUGCAGCUCACCUGCCUGGUGCUGCUCUGGGUCAUCAAGGCUUCUUCAGCAGCUGUUGUAUUUCCAAUGAUGGUUCUGGCGCUGGUGUUCAUCCGAAAGCUUCUAGACUUUUUCUUCACAAAGAGAGAGCUGAGCUGGCUGGAUGACUUGAUACCAGAAAGCAAAAAGAAGAAAGAGGACGACAAGAAAAAGAAAGCACGAGAAAAGCUGGCUUCCAAUGCCGUUUUGAUUCAGGGAGAAGAGAAGAGACUACACGAGGAAGAGGAGGGGAACCGGAAGGUCAACUUUGAAGGCUCCAACCUGCUCACCAUCCCCGUGAAAACACUCUCAGGGAGUUCUGAUACUGACCCCUUGGUUGUAAAUAUCUCUGAUGAAAUGGCCAAAUCUGCAGCGUGGAAAGCUGUGAACUCGAGAACAGAAACAUGUCUUCAACCUGUGAAGCGUAGUGAAAGCCAGGAGAAGAUGGCCUGCGUUAAAGUCGAAAUCAGCCCAGACACACCAGGAGGGGGUUCCAGUUCCGAGACCUUCCUGUGAUAAAUCCUCCCCUCUCAAUACCUCCUCCCACAUGACACUUCACCCCGCUGACGAGCGCCAUCAUAGCGGCAGAGGGGGCAUAGAACUCAAGCAGCACAACCCGCCUGCAGUGUGCCCUUCUCCGGGGGCAUUAGGCGAGCUCCCCCCCCCCAUACCACCCCCGGGCCCUGAGUCCCACUCCACUCGACUCUUGAAGUGUGCAGCACAUGCACAAAUGGCUAAUGCACUGAAAAGAAGGAAUUCUGCUGUUACUGCCCGCUGCCGCCGCUCACUGUCGUGGAAGUCUCUCUUCAUCUUGCAAUUUUUCCCGCAUUGAAAGAUGCCAAAGGAACGGGCCUCACUGGUGAGGAUCAUGAACUGUGUAGAAUAACGUUUUACUUUUAAUCCACUAUGUAUUUUCAUUUCAAUUUUACUGUUAUUGUUUUACCCGAUCACAGUACUGUUUAUUUUACACCAUGAGUCGCCCUGCUGUUGUUUUUCAUUCAUUUAGGGUUCAAUUAAGACCUUUCCCGCAACGACACCAGCUUCAAAAUUUGAUUAAAGCCAUUCAAGUACUGUACAGAUUAUAUUUCAUAAUUUGUAUGGCCCUGUAAAUAAAACAAACCAAAAGGGGGUACAUUCAGAUACUACUACUACUGCACCACACUACUCCUCAGACGUCUCUGUGGUGUUUUCUCAUGGAUCAGCUCUCCUCUCACUCAGUAUUGAUAUUGCGGCUCAUAAGUUGGUCAGUUGUUUUCACUGUUCACAGUAUAUGUUAUCUUAUGUGAUAUUAUUAUGUAUGUAUACUGUGUUCUUUUCAUUUGUAAUGUCAUAGAAAACCUACUUCAGAGGCCAUAUGAAGUCUGUACUGUACAGUAAGCACUUUGCCAGUAUAGUUUCUUACCUAAACUCGAUGUAAAAAAAAUAAAUGGUCACUCCUCCAACUAUAUCUAUAAAACUGUUGUUCGAAUGUCAGUUAAAACAACUCAGGAAUCUUGAAUGAUUUCUGACUGUGGUCACUUGAUUUUUUUUUUGUCACAAGGCAGUGAUAAUUAGCUGUCCACUGUAAUCCUUUCAUCGCUGGUUUCACAACUAUUUUAAUAAAUGCUGUAAAUCAUGAGAUAUAGUAAGUUACAAAAAUAAAAAAGAGAAUAUCCGUGACCCAGUUAGAUGCACCAGUUUUUAUACUGUCUGUAUUAUUGUUGGUUAUAGUGUGUGUGUGUGUGGUGUAAAGAUACUUUGAUAUGUUUAGCGUUGCAAAUUAUUUUAUGCAAAAUAUUUCUACAGUUAAUGUAAAGAAAACUAUUAUAUUCUAUGAAGUUGUUCUUACUCUGCUAUGUGCGGUCCUGUUUUAGCAAUAAGUAUUCCAUACUGUGCAGUGUAUGGACUCAUGAACCUGGCUAAUAUGCAGGCAAAGAUUCAUUUGUGAACUGAUUUUUGUGUCAUCGUCUCUGUGUGUAGCUACAGUGACUAUACGGACAAUAGCUUACGUGCCUUGUCGAAGCUCUUUAUGUGUAAGUCUUGUACUGAUAAUUUAAGUGUUCAGAACAGAUGUACAGGUACACGCGUGAUGGCACACACAUGCCAAAGACGGACCAUCAUUACUUUACAAGAGUAAACUAGUACACGGCUCAUUUUCAGAGGCUUAUGUCUGUCAUAGUGGUAUCCCACGUCUGUGUGAAUGUCGUAGCCUGAGCCGCCGACUUAUGAAUUAUGUACCUGAAUUUAUCUUCCAUUGCAAACAUCAUGUACUCUUAAUACUGUGUGUGUUCUGCCGUCACGGCUCUAGUUUGUUCUCACAUUUAAAAGCUCUGUAAACGAUACUGAGGUACUGGUUUUGGAAUGGACAAUGAAUGUUUAGUGAUCAACAAAAAUGAAUAAAGAUGAUGACAUACUGCCAAA
Eleginops maclovinus (Patagonian blennie) is the source of this 5858-nucleotide messenger RNA. RefSeq names its product sodium bicarbonate cotransporter 3-like. The record is from RefSeq and is a predicted model, not a curated record. Bases 177 to 3974 code for a protein of 1265 amino acids. Gene Ontology annotation, molecular function: solute:inorganic anion antiporter activity; sodium:bicarbonate symporter activity; monoatomic anion transmembrane transporter activity. The transcript is spliced from 26 exons. Gene Ontology annotation, cellular component: basolateral plasma membrane; plasma membrane; apical plasma membrane. Gene Ontology annotation, biological process: transmembrane transport; regulation of intracellular pH; bicarbonate transport. Lineage: Eukaryota; Metazoa; Chordata; Actinopteri; Perciformes; Eleginopidae.